Molecule: messenger RNA, 5325 nt
Organism: Gambusia affinis (western mosquitofish)
Lineage: Eukaryota; Metazoa; Chordata; Actinopteri; Cyprinodontiformes; Poeciliidae
Product: peripheral plasma membrane protein CASK-like
Exons: 28
Coding region: 1008-3833 (941 amino acids)
Biological process (GO): regulation of neurotransmitter secretion; protein phosphorylation
Cellular component (GO): cell-cell junction; plasma membrane; basolateral plasma membrane
Molecular function (GO): signaling receptor binding; protein kinase activity; ATP binding
Source: RefSeq, a predicted model, not a curated record
UGACGUAAGGUGAUGAGAUUUUGCUGUUUGACGCCUGCGCGGGAUACACUGACUGGAACCAUUGGAGAGAUUAGCAUGAAACUGUGAAUGUAGUGCGCAACAACAGGACGCCAUAUUGGCUCAAGUUAGGCUACAAAAAACCGUGUGUGGGCCUUCUUUUCUUCGUGGCCAUUUUGGCUCUGGAAAGACCACUUGUCUGGUCGACAGAGGGAGGAGUCUGGCAUUUCUGGAAGUCGCGAAAAAAAAAAAAAAAACAGCCAGGCAAAGCCAGUCAGCAUCUUGGGAAGCGUAAAACCCGAGAGCAACGAGUGGGUUUUUUUUUCUUCACGGUACAAUUUUAAUAUUCUCCAGCACAAGCGGUCUAUGCAACAGAGAAGGCUGUGGACAUGGUCGCGAAGGGCUUCAAUUUGGGCUCGGGAAGCUGAAGCACACUGCAGCCCGAGCUCAUAGCGUUUUUUCGGUGGGGAUAAGCCAUCUGUGAUACACCAACCGGUGAUUCUGUCGACUGCUAGCUCCCGUUAACCUAGCUUGCUAACCCUUCUCGAGAGUCCCGUUAGCUUGCGGCGAAAGGCAGCAUCUUGGGUCGGAGCACGGGACGUGUCUGUGGAUGCUGCUGCGGGUGCAAUAAUCUUCGCCAGUGGGGUACACACCCGAGGCAAUGCUAAAAGGGGUGUUCUUCUUCCAACGACCGAGGAAAUCUCCACGCCCUGGGGUCUCGUCUGUGGUUACGGCUUAGCCAGCCCACCAGGAGCGGAGCUCGGGAGAAGGUGGGGCCGAAGACUGACAGCCUGGGUCGCCAGCUAAAUGCGGCUAACCGGCUAAUUCGGUUUAUUUUAGUGGCUAUUUGUGUUCUCGUUAAUUUUUGUUUUUUAGGGGUUUUGCGUUAGCAGCUGCGUGUUUUCCCGACACAGCAGUAACCUCACUUGACAAAGAAAUUAAGCUGACAUUGAUUACUUCCAAACCCCGGUGGGUGGGAUUUCUUCUGGAGAGCAUCCCAGCUUGCCUCGAUGACCAUGGCGGACGACGACGUGCUGUUCGAGGAUGUGUACGAGCUUUGCGAGGUGAUCGGCAAGGGUCCCUUCAGCGUGGUGAGGCGCUGCAUCAACAGGGACACGGGCCAGCAGUUUGCCGUAAAGAUUGUGGACGUGGCCAGCUUCACCUCUAGCCCCGGCCUCAGCACAGAAGAUCUGAAGCGAGAGGCCAGCAUCUGCCACAUGCUCAAGCACCCUCACAUCGUGGAGCUGCUGGAGACCUACAGCUCUGACGGCAUGCUCUACAUGGUCUUUGAAUUCAUGGAUGGCGCCGACCUGUGUUUUGAAAUUGUUAAGAGGGCCGAUGCUGGGUUUGUCUACAGCGAAGCUGUGGCCAGCCACUACAUGAGGCAGAUAUUGGAGGCCCUGAGGUACUGCCAUGACAACAAUGUGAUUCAUCGAGAUGUAAAGCCUCAUUGUGUGCUUUUGGCUUCAAAAGAGAACUCUGCUCCAGUGAAGCUGGGAGGAUUUGGAGUGGCAAUCCAGCUGGGAGAGUCUGGUUUAGUAGCUGGAGGUCGGGUCGGCACGCCUCACUUCAUGGCCCCGGAGGUGGUGAAGAGGGAACCGUACGGUAAACCCGUGGAUGUGUGGGGCUGUGGGGUCAUCCUCUUCAUCCUGCUCUCCGGCUGCCUGCCUUUUUACGGCACCAAGGAGCGCCUGUUUGAGGCCAUCAUUAAGGGCAAAUACAAGAUGAACCCUCGCCAGUGGGCUCACAUCUCUGAGAGCGCCAAGGACCUGGUGAGGCGCAUGCUGAUGCUGGACCCUGCAGAGAGAAUCACAGUCUACGAGGCCCUGAACCACCCCUGGCUGAAGGAGAGGGACAGGUACGCCUACAAGAUCCACCUGCCGGAGACGGUGGAGCAGCUGAGGAAGUUCAACGCCAGGAGGAAGCUGAAGGGUGCAGUGCUGGCUGCUGUUUCCAGCCACAAAUUUAACUCCUACUAUGGGGACCCUCCAGAGGAGCUCCAUGACUUCUCAGAUGACCCCACCUCCUCAGGACUGCUAGCUGCUGAAAGGGCAGUAUCGCAGGUUUUGGACAGUUUAGAGGAGAUCCACGCGUUGACGGACUGCAGUGAGAAAGACAUGGACUUCCUGCACAGCGUCUUCCAGGAUCAGCACCUCCACACCCUGUUAGAUCUGUAUGACAAAAUCAACACCAGGUCGUCCCCUCAGAUUAGAAACCCUCCAAGUGACGGAGUGCAGAGAGCCAAAGAGGUACUGGAAACCAUUGCCUGUUACCCGGAGAACAUGGAAGCCAAGGAGCUCAGGAGGAUCCUCACGCAGCCGCACUUCAUGGCUCUGCUGCAGACCCACGAUGUGGUGGCGCACGAGGUUUAUAGCGACGAGGCUCUGAGGGUCACCCCGCCACCCACUUCCCCUUACCUAAACGGAGACUCCCCAGACAGCACCAACGGGGACAUGGACCUGGAGAAUGUGACCAGAGUCCGGCUGGUCCAGUUCCAGAAAAACACUGACGAGCCAAUGGGCAUUACUCUUAAAAUGAAUGACCUCAACCACUGUAUUGUGGCACGCAUCAUGCAUGGGGGAAUGAUUCACAGACAAGGGACGCUGCAUGUUGGAGAUGAGAUUCGAGAGAUCAAUGGCAUCAGCGUAGCCAAUCAGACGGUAGAACAGCUGCAGAAGAUGCUGAGGGAAAUGAGAGGCAGCAUCACUUUCAAGAUUGUACCCAGUUACCGCUCCCAGUCAGUCUCCUGCGAGAAGGAGUCGCCAGAUUUGUCUCGCCAGUCACCUGCAAACGGUCAUGCUAGUGUCACCAGCUCCAUCCUGGAUUUGCCUUCGACGAUUCAGCCCAAAGGCCGUCAGAUCUCCAGACCUGCCAUCAAGGACAAAUUGUCCAUCAAGAUUUACGUACGCGCUCAGUUUGAGUACGACCCGGCGAAGGAUGACCUUAUCCCUUGUAAGGAGGCGGGCAUUCGCUUCCGCGUCGGCGAUAUCAUCCAGAUCAUCUCCAAGGACGACCACAACUGGUGGCAGGGAAAGCUGGAGAACACCAAGAAUGGCACGGCCGGCCUCAUCCCUUCGCCUGAGCUGCAAGAGUGGCGUGUAGCGUGUAUAGCGAUGGAGAAAACCAAGCAGGAGCAGCAGGCCAGCUGCACCUGGUUUGGCAAAAAGAAGAAACAGUACAAAGAUAAAUAUCUGGCCAAGCACAAUGCAGUGUUUGAUCAACUAGAUCUGGUGACAUACGAGGAGGUCGUCAAGCUGCCAUCCUUCAAGAGGAAAACACUUGUUUUGCUUGGUGCUCAUGGAGUCGGAAGGCGACACAUCAAGAACACACUCAUUGCCAAACACCCAGACCGCUUUGCCUAUCCAAUUCCUCACACCACUCGGCCCCCCAAGAAGGACGAGGAGAACGGGAAGAACUACUACUUUGUGUCUCAUGACCAGAUGAUGCAAGACAUCAGCAACAACGAUUACCUGGAGUACGGCAGUCAUGAGGACGCCAUGUACGGAACCAGGCUGGAGACCAUCAGGCAAAUCCACGCUCAGGGCAUGAUCGCCAUCCUGGAUGUGGAACCGCAGGCAUUAAAGAUCCUGAGGACCGCAGAGUUUGCCCCGUAUGUUGUUUUCAUUGCGGCGCCCACCAUCACCCCGGGCAUGACUGAGGAUGACUCCCUGCAGAGGCUCCAGAAGGAGUCGGAGAUGCUGCAGCGAACAUAUGCUCACUAUUUCGACCAGACCGUCAUCAACAACGAGAUCGACGACACCAUUCGCCUGCUGGAGGAGGCUGUGGACCUGGUGUCCAGCACCGCUCAGUGGGUUCCCGUCUCCUGGGUCUACUGACAAACAUCCUCCUCGUCCUCCUCCCUUCACCAGGAAUCUGAACUCUGUCACUUUCUCUCAUUAGUCACGUUUCUGUAGAUAAACUGAUGUUUAAAAAGUGGGGAAAUGAAGAACAAUGACUGCACACUUCAUCCCACCUCCUACCCAUCUCUCAAGAGCCUGAGAGGCUCAUUGACAUGUACAUAUAUACAUAUGUGUGUAUAUAUAAAUGAUAAAACUACAUGAAUAUGGUUCUGUCCUCAUAGUUGAAGGUGGGGAGUGGUGGAGCAGUGUAGUAGAUAUUUUGUAAUUUUCAUUUUGUAAUCGAUGGAUGGAUGAAAAAUAUUGGAAAAGGCAAUAGCAAGCAUGACCAUAAAACAGUCCUAUGGAGUUGCCUGUGUGUGUGUUGGCCUUUUAAAGGCACUUCUUGUGGUACUGUGUGUUCUCUCUUACAUCCCUCCAGACCCUUGGCCUCUGUGACAAACAAGCCGACCUUUGAAGCACAUUUGAAGCUGCUACCGUGGCGACAACUCCCUGAGCUCUCAGUGUAGGUUUGGUUGAAGGAAAAAGCACUGCAAACCGGUUCUCUACCCCCCCAUUAUCUAUUAUUUCACUGACCCUCUGUGCCUUUCAGCCUGUUGAAGGAGCACACUGCAUCCCUCUGUUGCUGUUGUUUCAUGCCUCCCCUGACAAACCACUGACGGUCUAUUGUUUACAUGUCGGUUUGCACAAAACGGACAAUGAAGAAACAUACAAAGAAAACGUACAUUGCAUCACCUCGGCUUUGAUUUUAUUCUGUCCUCUAACCUACAACGCAAUCAGGAGAUACCGACACGAUUCCUUAAGACACAAUCAGCAGAUGAAAAGCACCGACUUUAACUAAGAUGGGCUCUAAAACUGGAAGAUGACCCAAAACCAAAAGGAGAACCUGCCUUACCAGAGCCUGGAGGGGGCAGAAAACGUUCUUACCACCUAUGCACACCCCUGGUUUCUGCCAGGCAGACUGCCACGACCGUGUUCUUCUAGCCCAACAGAGAGCCAUUGCUUGUUCAAAUGACAGAAAAGAGCUUUCAGCCCUAAAGCCACCGAUUCAGAACUGUUACCUGUCGUCUUUAAAAAUAUGAAAAGUAUUCUUGUUUUGGACGCAAGAAAAUAAUUUUGUGUGUAAAUGUCUCAAUGGUGCGUACGUCAUACGAGUGAAUUACCAAGAGCCAGUGUAUAUUAACCCUGAAAAGAAGCUCAGUAUGUGACAUAACUUUCUCACACUUUAUCAAAAGUGGCACAGCGCUCCCCUACCUGCAGUGAGGAGGAGGCCUGAUGACAUCAAAUCUAAAGUUAUUUGAACUUGUGGUGUAGCAGCUGUUUUGGCCACUUUCAGUGUGGUGUUUUAUUUCAUGUCCUGUGUAAAUUACCUCUGCAACGACAGAAGCAGCUCCUCUGGAAAAAAAUGUUGUUCUUUUUGUUAUUUCAUUUUUAAAGAAAAUAUAUUUCCUUUUACGUGUUUAAAGUAAAA